AUGGGUACCAUCGUGUCGUUCUUCUUCAGCGGCUUUGUCAUGGGCAAGGUGCCCUUUUCCCUGUCCCCCCGCUUCCGCCCCAUGCUGCAGCGCGGGGUCGACCUCGCCUCCCUGGACGUGUCAUAUUUCACGGGGCUGUCGUACUACAUUCUGCUGCUCUUCAGCAGCAGGGGGCCCUUCAGCCUCGUGUUCAGAGAGGACACUGUGGAUGAUGCUGAGCUCAUGCGGCGCCAGAUGGCCAUGGGCGCGACGCCGGGGGCGGGCUUUGACGCUGUGGCUGUGUUCAAGAGCGAGAAGGCGGCCUGGGAGGCGACGGCCCACGAGUGGGCGCUUGAGUCUGCAGAGGCUGACGCGCUGCGCGUGCUGCGGCCCGCGGGUGGCGGCUGA
Messenger RNA from Monoraphidium neglectum, 387 nucleotides. RefSeq lists its product as hypothetical. The record is from RefSeq and is a predicted model, not a curated record. The transcript has 3 exons. Gene Ontology annotation, cellular component: EMC complex; membrane. NCBI's taxonomy places the organism in Eukaryota, Viridiplantae, Chlorophyta, Chlorophyceae, Sphaeropleales, Selenastraceae. Gene Ontology annotation, biological process: protein folding in endoplasmic reticulum. Bases 1 to 387 code for a protein of 128 amino acids.